This is a messenger RNA of Microstroma glucosiphilum, 621 nucleotides long. RefSeq names its product H+-ATPase G subunit. Lineage: Eukaryota; Fungi; Basidiomycota; Exobasidiomycetes; Microstromatales; Microstromataceae. Gene Ontology annotation, biological process: proton transmembrane transport. Gene Ontology annotation, molecular function: proton-transporting ATPase activity, rotational mechanism. Gene Ontology annotation, cellular component: vacuolar proton-transporting V-type ATPase complex. The record is from RefSeq and is a predicted model, not a curated record. The transcript has 4 exons. The coding region runs from base 86 to 445 and encodes 119 amino acids.
UUCCGAUCUACCGUCGAUACCCCUAAUCCUCUAGCUGCUCCAAGAGACGUUUCAUACCUCAGCCGCCCUCCACUCGCAAACCACUAUGGCCGCUCAACAAUCGCAAGGGAUCCAGACUCUGCUGGAAGCUGAGAAAGAGGCAGCAAAGAUUGUGCAGAAGGCGAGGACUUAUCGAACACAGAAGCUGAAGGACGCUCGCAGUGAGGCUGCCAAGGAAAUCGAGGAGCUGAAGUCAAAGAAGGAGGAAGAAUUCCAGAAGUACAAGAAGGAGCAUGAGGGAUCUCAGUCUGAUGCUCAAUCACAGGUCGAGAAGGAGACUCAGAAGGAAUUGGAGGGCAUCGAGGAGCAAUACAAGAAGAACCGCGAAGCUGUCGUGGACAAGCUACUAGAGCGAGUAGUCAGGGUGAAGAUGGAGCUGCACAAGAACGCCGUCAAGGCGGAGUAAGCGACGGUGCUGAUUGCCUGCCACCUAGAGGGGGACAGUGACUUGCUGAGACUAGUGUGGAGGUCAGGAGCUGCAGGGACCUUGCCGCUCUAGACUGCGAAUAGGAAGGUCAUGCGAUGACAUCUUCGUAUGGGCAUAGGCUUAGUGUUGUCUAGCUACGCUCCAUUGUGUGUGGA